CGGGUGGAAGUGUAGAAUCCGAGAGUGGAGAGAGAAGUUGAAGUCUUUUCUGCAUCUUCAUUUGCAUUUUUGGUGAUUUUCUGGGUCUAUUUUUACAAGACGAAUACACUAGUCCCGAUCGGGAAAUCCAGAUGAUCGUCGUUAUUUCAUUUCGUCUUCUUCCACCUCAAAACUUCAUCCACCGGCUUGUUUUCAUCUUUAGAUUUACUGUGUUUAUGCUGCUUCGUGUGCUUCUGGGAUCGGCUCUUUCCCUCGGCUGGCCCUAGAGACAACUCCCGGUUGUGCUCCCCUGAUUGAUUGGCAUGGAACUCAUUCUCCCCCUCCGCCUCUAGACCACCGCCACUACGACUUCCUCAACCUCCUUUUAAUUCGGUUUGUGAGGACGCGAUGUCCCGGAUCACCUUCUCGGCCUCCGGACCAGCAUCGGAUAGCCAUGAUGCUCAUAGGGACUCCCUGGAACUUGCCUCUCUCGCCUCUUCCUCGCCUGAAUCCGGGCUUGACCUUUCGCGCUCCUCGUCCCCGUCAGGCAUUUCGUCUUCGCGCAAACUCUCCCUAGAAGAUGAGGAUCCUCUUUCCGCCUCGAGUUUACAUCUGAAUCACGAGUCCUCACAGUCGCGGUCUGGUCGAUCUUAUUCGAUUUCCUCCGCCUUCGAUUUUGGGAGGAACCUAUUUCCCCUGUCCCAGACGGCAGGGGGUUACGCUCCCUUGGGGACUCCAUCCGCGCUUGAUCGAGAAAGGGGUCUCGGUGAUGGCUCGUUGGAAAGAAACAAAACCUUGACGUAUCUGAAUGGUCUGUCAUUGGUGGUAGGUCUGGUUAUCGGCUCAGGGAUCUUUUCGUCUCCUAGCCAGGUCAAUGCCAAUGUGGGGUCUCCAGGUGCUGCUCUAAUUGCAUGGCUCGUUGCCGGUUUGCUGGCCUGGACGGGAGCAGCUAGCUAUGCGGAGUUAGGUGGUGCGAUUCCUCUCAAUGGCGGCGCUCAAGCUUACCUGUCAAAGAUAUUUGGGGAGCUGGCGGGGUUUCUCUUCACAUGGUGUGCCGUCCUGGUGCUCAAGCCUGGAAGUGCUGCCAUCAUCUCUAUCAUCUUUGGGGAGUAUGUCGUUCGCGCUGUCGUAGGCGCUCAGGUUGACCAGGUUAACCCAUGGAUCGAGAAAACAGUUGCCUUCGGAGGGCUGUUUGUCGUCACUCUUCUGAACUGUCUUUCUACCCGACUCGCAGCGCGCAUUGGCGAUCUUUUUAUGUUCUUCAAAUUUGUCGCACUGCUCGGAGUCGCAAUUAUUGGAAUCAUUGUGGCUGCAACUGGGUUUUCGUCGAAAGGGACUGCCAAUCAGGAGUGGAAAACAGGUUGGUUUGAAGACACAAACAUGGACAUAUCCGGCUGGGCUGUCGCGUUGUAUGCGGGGCUUUGGGCGUUCGAUGGUUGGGACAACACAAACUACGUAACUGGCGAAUUCAAGAACCCUAAUCGCGACCUCCCUCGUGUGAUCCAUACCGCCAUGCCACUAGUCAUCCUCUCGUACCUACUUGCCAACAUCUCCUACUUCCUUGUUUUGCCACACUCGACUAUUGCUGCCAGCGACACCAUUGCCGUUCAGUUUGGUGAUAAGGUGUUUGGUGCCGUGGGGGCCUUAAUAUUCGCGCUGGUGGUUUCUGCAAGUUGUUUCGGAGCUCUGAAUGCAACUAUAUUCACCAGCGGACGACUCGUCUACGCUGCUGGCAAAGAAGGAUAUCUCCCUUCACUUUUCGGUAACCUAUGGACUCGCGACUCCUCUUCUAGCGGAAUGAACAGGCUCCAGCGCCGGUCGUGGGCCAGCAAAUUCAUCUCGCGCAUUUUCGGCGACGGAAACUGGUUCGGAUACACACCCAUCAACGCCAUGGCGCUCAACAGUACGCUCACCCUCCUUUACAUCAUUGUCGGCGAAUUCAAGACGCUGGUCACCUUCUACGGUGUCGCAGGAUAUACCUUCUACUUUCUGACGGUCCUCGGCCUAAUCGUGCUCCGCAUCCGGGAGCCUCACCUCGAACGACCGUACAAGACCUGGAUCUCCACCCCAAUCAUCUUCUGCUGCGUCAGUCUGUUUCUGCUCAGCCGCGCCAUCAUUGCCGAACCCCUCCAAACCCUAAUCGUGGUGGCGUUCAUCGUCGCCGGGGUUCCCGUAUACUUCUGGCGAAUCUAUAAGCGAGAUGGCCGCAAGACCAUGGGCAGCCUUCAGCCAUGGGAGCAAACCGUGGCCCAGAAACGCUCCUUGCGGGACCAAGCCCUGAAACCAUAUAUGGUCCUCGAUAUCGACCAGCGUCCUCCUCAGGUGCAUUCAGUCCAUGACCGGUCCUCUUUAAAGGGUGACCCUCUCAUUCAAGAAAUCACGGACAUCGACAAUAUCUCCAGUCUACUAGAGAAGCUGAAGAAUGGAAGCUUUACCGCGGAGCAGGUAACUCGCGCCUACAUCCAAAGAGCUACAGUAGCUCACCAGCUUACGAACUGCAUCACAGAGGUUGUGUUUGCGGAUGCCCUGGCUCAAGCUCGGGAAUUAGAUUGCGAGUUCAAGAAAACCGGCCAGCUCAAAGGGCCACUUCAUGGAAUUCCGGUUACCGUGAAAGAUCAAUUCAAUGUCAAAGGAUAUGAUUCCACUAUUGGCUAUGUGGGUCGGUCCUUUGCCCCCGCUGCAGAGGAUGCAGUUCUCGUCCAGCUGUUGAAAGGCAUGGGGGCUGUGAUUGUGGCCAAGACAAACCUCCCCCAAAGCAUCAUGUGGUGUGAAACCGAGAAUCCUCUCUGGGGCCUGACAGUUAACCCCCGAAACCCUGCUUUUUCACCCGGUGGCUCAACAGGGGGCGAGGCUGCUCUGCUGGCCUUGCAUGGGUCGAUUCUAGGAUUUGGCACAGAUAUCGGUGGAAGUGUGCGGAUUCCACAGAGCAUGAUGGGAUCCUAUGGGUUCAAACCCAGCAGCAGCCGGCUCCCUUACGGAGGCGUUCCCGUCUCGACUGAAGGACAAGAGCAUGUCCCUUCGGCCGUCGGCCCGUUGACGCGCGAUCUCGCCUCCCUCUGCUAUAUCAGCCGACUUCUCGCCGACUCUCGACCGUGGGACCAGGAUCCAAAAUGCGUCCCUCUGCCCUGGAACGAGAGCAGCUUCCAAGACAUCCAAUGUCGCCCGAUGGUGAUCGGGCUGAUCCUCGACGACGGUAUGGUCAAGGUGCACCCGCCCAUCGAGCGAGCCCUCCGCGAACUGGUCGCCAAGCUCGAAGCCAAGGGCCACGAGGUCAUCGCCUGGGACACAUCCGACCAUCUGCGCUACAUCCAUCUCCUGGAUCGAUACUACACUGCCGAUGGCGGCGAGGACAUACGCCGGGACAUCGCUGUUGCCGGGGAAUCCUAUAUCCCACACGUGGAAGCCCUGGUGAACCGGGGCCAGCCGAUUUCCGUCUACGAAUACUGGCAGCUGAACCAGGAGAAGGUCUCCCUGCAAAAGAAGUACCUCGAUAAGUGGAAUGCAGUCCGGUCGCCAUCCGGGAAGCCCGUCGACGUUCUUCUGAGCCCGACCAUGUCGCAUACUGCUGUUCCCCACCGAACCAUGCGCUGGGUUGGAUACACCAAGGUCUGGAACGUGCUAGACUACCCGGCCGUUACUUUCCCCAUCGACCAAGUGCGCGCUGACAAGGACAUCGCGCCACACGACUACCAGCCGAGGAACGAGGCUGAUGCAUGGAACUGGAAUCUCUACGACGCGGCGGCUAUGAACGGCCACCCGGUCAAUGUGCAAGUCAUCGGAAGGAAGCUAGAGGAAGAGACGGUAUUGGGGGCUGCUACGGUGAUGGAACAAAUAUGGCGCAGUAGCUGAUAGUACGUACGUAAAUACUUACCCUAUUUUGAGCUCCACCGUUUUCUAUAACCCACUUAGGUUAUGGCGGAGGAGAUAUACCCUAGUAUAGACGAUUGCUAGUGGGAUGAAUAUAUAUAUAUAUGUAUGUAUAUAUAUACCUUGAUGCGAGAAUAAAGAAGCAUACCUGAAUGGUGAUACUACUACCACGUACUCAGAUACUGACUAUCAAUCUCG
Molecule: messenger RNA, 4044 nt
Organism: Aspergillus ochraceoroseus IBT 24754
Lineage: Eukaryota; Fungi; Ascomycota; Eurotiomycetes; Eurotiales; Aspergillaceae
Product: putative amino acid transporter
Exons: 7
Coding region: 388-3828 (1146 amino acids)
Biological process (GO): transmembrane transport
Cellular component (GO): membrane
Molecular function (GO): transmembrane transporter activity
Source: RefSeq, a predicted model, not a curated record